Malaya genurostris is the source of this 12612-nucleotide messenger RNA. RefSeq names its product protein unc-119 homolog (gene unc-119). Gene Ontology annotation, molecular function: lipid binding. Gene Ontology annotation, biological process: cilium assembly; lipoprotein transport; nervous system development. Gene Ontology annotation, cellular component: cilium. The transcript is spliced from 4 exons. The record is from RefSeq and is a predicted model, not a curated record. Lineage: Eukaryota; Metazoa; Arthropoda; Insecta; Diptera; Culicidae. The coding region runs from base 231 to 953 and encodes 240 amino acids.
AGCAGGUAUUCUCCUGAAAAGGUUCUUGUCUCGGACUGGUGGUUCAGCCAGCAGGUGGGCCGUUUCACGGCGGUGCCCAAUACUAGAAAAAUAUGUCAAAAAAUUUCAAGAAAAAAUAAACAGUCUAGUGACGUAUGUUGUUCUUUGAGUUUUGGGAAUACUAUGAAAACACGAAAAGUUUGAAUGUGAAAAGAGACGUGGCUCUCGCCUGAAUACGCCUGCACAAUAGAAUGAGUGUUAUCGGUAAAAAGCUAUCCUCGAUCUCGAAGGCCCCCGCAUCUGGUGAUGGCUCGGGAGCAACACCCACCAACAACCCGACACCGCCAAAACUGAUUACACCCGAAUACGUGCUCAAAUUGAACAAAAUCACCGAUGACUACCUGUGUCCUCCGGACGCCAAUAUCUACGAAAUCGAUUUCACUCGUUUUAAAAUCCGUGACAUGGAAAGUGGGGCAGUUUUAUUUGAGAUUGCAAAGCCUUCUCUGGGUGAGCCAGUGCCGAGUUCCGACUCGAACUCAGGACUGGCGGAAGGUGGUAGUGAUGGUGCAACAGGAGGUAGUGAAGAGCACCCAACCGAAGAGGAGGAACUCCUGGAACCUAACACUGGGCGUUAUGUUCGAUAUCAGUUUACCCCACAGUUCUUGAAACUGAAAACAGUCGGAGCUACAGUGGAAUUUACAGUUGGCAGCAAAUGUGUGAAAAACUUUCGAAUGAUUGAGAGACACUUUUUCCAGGAUCAAUUGCUAAAAACGUUUGAUUUUGAGUUUGGUUAUUGUAUCCCCUAUUCGAAAAACACCUGUGAGCAUAUUUACGAAUUUCCUACAAUCCCACCGGAUCUAAUGAACGAGAUGAUUUCGACCCCGUUUGAGACCCGAUCAGAUAGUUUUUAUUUUGUCGACAAUUGUCUGGUGAUGCAUAAUAAAGCAGAUUAUGCGUACAACGGCGGUCUAUGAGCUUAAAAGGAACGAAACCGGUACAGGAAACGCAUUGGUGAACGAAUUUUACUAAAUCGUUAUGAUAUAUUUUACAUUUAAACAUAUUACUGCUACUGCUACUGGAACUAUUUAUUCUGAGAAUAUGCGAACGAUCUGAGGUAAGUUACAAUUACGAACGAAAUUCGAGAAAGUUUUUAUUCGUUAGGUUUCUCUGAAAUUACUAAAUGAAUAUCGUUAGGCAGUCGAACAGACAGUCGACAGUAGAGAUGGGCAAAACAGUUCAUUUUAAAGAACCGUUCAGUGAUGCAGAGUUCUGUUGAAAGAACUAGUUCGCCAGAGCCGUUCGUUCGGUAUUUUCAUAGUUGGUUUGUUUGUUCAAAGACUGAACGAGAACUCACUUUUGUAAGCUUAAGCGAGGAAAAAAAGGUCCCUCGAAAUAGAACUGAGGUUUCGUGACGAAACUUUCUUAUUAGUACCGUUCUUGAAAAAGGUUGAGCGAGCUUAAAAAACAAAAAAAAAGAUCCCUCGACUUUGAACUGAGGAACUACCGUUCUCGAAAAAAGAACUAUAGCUCGUUCAUUCUUUCAAAAGAACUAGUUCUUUUGAACCGUUCGCGAACGAAUUGCCCAUCUCUAGUCGACAGCAUUCAAAGACACACAAAAAAGCAUACACUGGUUACUGGAAUUCUCCAGUGAUACUAAGGUAGUCCAUCGUUUUAGGGUAAUUCAACAUGCAAUUUUGCUGUCUAAAAGCUAAAUAACCUGAGGGAUAAAAUAAUCAGAUAAUGAAAUCACCUUUCUUGCCUUAAUUAUUCGUUGUCACCAAGUUAGAAAAUGAAAAAAAGAAGAAAAUAAUCAAGCCACACAUAUAAGUAGAGUUGCAUAAAAAAAUAGCAAUACUGAAAUGCCGCAAAAGAUCUCAAAAUGCUUUACGAGCUAUGUACUAAUUUUAACUUUUUAUUUUGGAGUAUCCAAUAACUCAUAAGUUGACGACCCGCAAAAAGAAACAAGGUUAAAAGUUAGAAAACUUAAUACCGAUAAGUACAUUCCAGAUAUAACUCGAGUAGGUGAAAAGAAUGGUUGGAAAAUCUAACAGCGGCACAGCCAAAUGGGAAAUUGAAUGCAUUUUUUUUUACAAUUCAGCUCUACUGCCAAGCAACAGCACAUUACCGUUCAUCUGCAAAUUGCACAACGUUUAUUUUAUUUUUUAUUCGACUGACCCGACAGCUCACCCACCCAAAUACAUUUCCUAGAUGAAGGCUUACAACGAAGAACGUGCUUUUGCCACAUUAGGCAAGUAUUUGUCUCCUGAGUUUGACUCUGACUCUUUUAAGGGUGAUCUUUAGUCUAGUGAUGUAGAGUGCAGAAUGAAGUGCAUUUCGGAAAAGUAGUACAAAGUGAUCUGAGCGAGUCCUAAUGUUCAAUACACUGAAGUUUUUUUUAUGAGGUGGAUUCGCGACGUAGUUUUGGUACAAAAAUAGAACAUUUUGUACGUUUAAUUUGCAUCACCGUUCUGGAUGACGGAAAACACUAUCUAACUCCAGUACCGGGAGUCGGAUUUGGAUAAAAUUCAGUAACAGUUCAUGGGGCCAUAAAACCUUUCAUUUGAACCUAAGUUUGUGAACGUCGAAUUUUUCAUUAGUCGAAUUUUAAAGUCGCUUUCUAAAGUAGGCUUUUAAGAGUCUGGCUUCUGGCUUUAAGACGGAAAAUAUGGUAAAAAGUAUAAAACUUUUAUCGGAGAUUGAAAAUCAGCCAUUGCCAUUUAUUUUUCAAAGAGUUCAGUAAAAUGUGAAAAAAAUAUCAAUUCAGGUUUGCUUCAUAUGAAAAGUAUUCGCAUAACAGUUCUACACGAUGAAAACACAUUAUUCAUUUUUAUUUACUCUUUCGCAUUGUAAGCUAUAGUAUAUGUUUCAUGUUAACUUUCUGACAUAUGAGAGACUCGGAUGAUUUUCAUUGAUCAGAUGAUUAAGUUCGACUCGUCAUACUUAAUUUACCCCUGUGGUCAAAUGAUGACCAAAUAAACUCACUUUAGUAAUGCCGGUCAAAGGUUUCCGGUGCCAAAAGCACAGGAAAUAAUUGUCAAAAACUCAGAAAUGAUACUCACUUUGAUUUCUCUAAGAUUAUAUAAGGUGGUUGUUGAAACCAUAAAAUGACAAAAAAAUUAACAAAUCUUUAAAACUAUCCCAAUACAUACGUCUUGUUAGUUGAUGACCAUAAAAACUUAUUUCGAUUACACCUGUUCGGAAUUCAAGUUUCGAAAAAAAGCCAGAAGUGGUCAAACAUACAAUGACAAUAAGAAAGGCAUCAUUACACCACAGGGUAGACUAACCCUUAAAAGCGCCAAACCUCGUAUUUACGUGUUUCAUGCAAUUUUAAUUAAUGAAAAAAAAAAUAAAACGCCUACUACGCACGGUCGAAAAAUAUUACUUUUAUGUUACUUGCCAUUCAACGGCAAUGGAGCCAGUUUUUUAAGUCGUUUGCCAAAUAGAGACAUUUGAGUUUUACUCUCGUUUUUUGCAUCUUCGAGAACCUAACAAAAAUAACUUCUUGCUGGAACCAACUAACCCACAUUCUGUAUUAGAAUUCUGAACAUCAUCGUUCCCAUACAACAUCUGUGCAUAACGAAGUAGAUUAGUUAGCUCAGUUGCCCUCAGUAAAUAUGGCAGCAUAAACGAAUAUGCGUUUUUGCUUGCAACAACAUAUAGACUUGGGAAUGUGAUUGUUGAUCUUUAGCGAUAACUUGCCUAACACAUCUUCGUCAGUAGCUAAUGAACAACCGAGAAUAAUGUGAAGAUAUUUGGAAACUGCGGUCACUCGCUGGGGACUAAAUCCGGUGAAUAUGGUGGAUGCACUACAAAUUCUAAUUUCGUCAUCGAUGAAAAGGCAGCUUCUGCGUUUCAUAAAAAUCCGAUAGUAAGACAAGAGCCUUGCAUACUUUUUGACUACAAAAUUCUGUUUCAUGUACCGGCUCGUCAUUUUACUGGCUUUGUACUACUUGUAUACUGGUAAGGUUGUUUCGCGUCGUUUGAAAUCGGAUCGAAAGAUCGGGGCUGGCAUUAACGCACCUCAACGAUCCUAGCUUGCCACUGUGGGUUCAGUCGCCACCCCUCUGAAUGGCAUUGGUGUUAUCUCUACAAUUUUGUAGGAGAGCGAGUUGGCAACUAUGAACGGACCCUAAUCUAACAAUUGUCAUACGGGUUUUUGUUUCACAGCGUCAGUGUAUUUGAAAUUAUUCGUGCAUCAGAGAUUUUUUUCCCUCUGAAGUAGCUAUAUGUAUGUAAAUAUUUUAGAUAUUUUAUAACAUUUCAUAACUGCUCAUCAAUUAUAAGCGGCCCACGAACAUUAUCAAUGUCAUUUUUAAUGAUUACUAAGUAAUGACAUUCCAAAUUUGUAUGGAGAAUUCAUCAUUACUGCCCGUACAAGUUCAUUAAAAUGAUAAUAUUUUUUACCAAUGACACUUUUAAUGCUCGUGUAAGGUUGCUUUUUGGUUCGCUUGAGAUAACGUCGAUUCAUGACACAGCAACUUAGGUUAUAUUGGCAGCUGAUUUUCGUGAAUACUCCAAUGGACUUUCUCUUCACUGGACUAUCACCGAAAACUUCGCUGUGCUGCAGCAUCGCGUCGCAAAGUAGGUUUUUUGUAUGAAAAAUACUUUUUUAUAUGAAAAAUAUAUGAAAAGUAUUUUUUACCGCACUAACACGACGUACUCGUGUUAAUAGGAAGUGAAUUUAUCUCAUCUAAACAGAAAAUUACGUAUCACACUCAGUGUUGCCAGAAAUUUUCUUCCUUUCUGUGAUUUGACCGCAACAACUUGGCUUCGCAAGAGAUCAAAAGUAUGAAGAUAUUUUUGAGUUGGGUGAUUUAUUUUUUGACUUGAACACGCCUUCCUUUUCGAAAACCACUUUGUUGAAGAAUGAGUAAACUUAGUCAUAAAUAUCUCGAGUUGUACUGAACGCACCGACAUAAUCCUUUAUUCAUGCCACCAGAAAUAUGAUUUGGAUUAGAUUCUGAAACUGAAUUCUAAAACUAAAAUUCGAAUCUGAAUUCAAAACCUGGAUUCUGGGUCACCUGAAUUUUUAACUCAAUUUUAUUUUUAACAUUUAGUUCCAGAAUUCAGAUUCAAAAUUUAGUUCCAAAAUACAGAAUACAGAUGAACUUGGGAUCUGGAACUAGAUUUUAAAAAUGAACUUAGUACCUCAAUUCAGAUUUUGGAACUGAACUCAGUACCUGGAUUCUGAAAAUGAGAAUCCUAGAACUAAAUUCAUGAACUGAAUUCUUGAUCUGGAUUCCGAACCUGAAUUUUGCAACUGAAUUCCAGCUGAUUGAUUUAGGGUCCGGAGAAUGGAAUUCCAAUAAAACUUAUAAAAACAUUUCUUUUGGUGUAUCUAUCAAGUAAAUGAUUGCGGUAUUUUCCGUUAAACGACUGCAAAUGGAAAAAUAUCUAUACAUCACAUCAUUUUUGUUUGUGUGCUAUCCGACCUCGCUACCGCUCGUUCAGACCUAACUGAAGUAAAGAAACCUUGUUUUGAGUAGACUGGGCAAACAAGGCGGUUACAGGUUUGAAUGCUGGCGUCGCCUCGGCGGCUUUGUGCCACCGAGCCAUCUUGGCUUCGCUAUAUCGAAUGUCCAGGACAUAUAAAAACCAAUAAAUAUUUAGGAUGGAUUGUAAAAAUUUGUAGUGAUCUAAUUUAUAAUGCGAUGUAUUCAAAAUUAUCCUUUCGGCGAAAUGAUCUUUUUGGCGAAAUAGCAUUCGGCGAAACGGCUUUCGGCGACAUGGCUCUCGGCGAAAUGGCUUGCUUCCAGAAUUAAAAAUAAUCGAACCAUUUCUAUGUGCGUUGAUUUAGAGUGAAACUGUUGAACAAUAUCUCGGAAUAGAAUAGGCGAGAAAAUAGUAUAGGAAUUUCAAGAAGUAAUCAUCUGUAAAGUGUUUAGUCAUCUUUAGCACGAAUCUCGAACAUCGUGCAUCGUUGUUGUUUGAAUCGUAAUUGUUCGCCGAGAAAUAAAUCGGGAUCAGUUAAAAAUAAAUCUCUCAAGCUAGAACGUAAUGAUCCAGUGUUUGUCGGGAUUCACUAGAGUCUUCACUCUGCACCAGCCUUUCAACAUUUCAGUGGAACGCCGCGACUUGCGGUGAUUGUUAUUCGAUCUUUGUUCUCGAUUUAUGGCCCAAGAGUAGCUUUCAAAUAAGCCUAAACUUGUUAGAAAUCGGUUCAGUCAUCUUCGAGAAAACUGAACGGAGGAAAAAAUCGCUGAAGGGUGCACGCACCAGCGUUGCAAUGUAUGUCGAUUAUUCAUCAUUCAUAUAGAUAAAAACCGGUUUUUGGUUUUGGCUUGUGUAGGUAUGGCGAAUAGUGGUAGUGAGUCCUUUGUAUUCACCUAAAAGAAUCCUGGUCACCAUUCUUGGUACAAAUGUUAUAUAGAUUCAAGUACAGAUGUGGCACAGAUAAUUUUUUUCGUCUGAUACAUUUUUUUUUUGAAAAAUGACCUGGCAACUCUGGCACACACACACACAAAUACAUACACACAUACACAAACAUUUUCUGAUCUAGUCCAGUUGAAUCGAACACUAUGGCUGUGAACCAUUUCGCGGUUAAUUUUAACUUUUAUUUGAAACCUGACACUUGAGUGGUUAUUCUGUGUCGAGUAGUUAAAUUUAGCUUAAACUGCGGCCCAUUUCAAAAUUUGACGGAAGGAUAGUAAUUUUGGUUUAUUUUCCACUGGAAUUAAUUUCAACUAAAGAAUUAAUAUUAGAAUUUUCAUUGGAAGAUUUUUUUCAGUGUUGGGAAAUAACCAUCGAUCUGUCCAAAAUAACCAUGCUCUCGAGCAGGGUUAUUUUUGACAACAUCAAAUUAACCGCUCGAGUGUCAGAUUUCAACCAAAAGUUAAAAUUAACCGCGAAAUGGUUCACAGCUUAAGAGUUCCAGUCAAAAGUUGGUUUUCCAGCAAUUAUAUAUCCUUUCUAUGAAGAAAGGUAAAACCGAGCGGAUAAAUUUGUUUCGCUUUUCGGGAUGAAUGUUUUCGGUUUUACGGAGUGUUGUGCAAUGUGCUCAGUUCAAAGAUGAUCGCUGGGAAUUAAGGCUAUGAACCGUUUCGCGAUAAAUUUCAACUUUUGGUUGGAAUCUGACUUUUGAGUGGUUAUUUUCUGUCGAGUAGGUAAAUUCAACUAAAACUGGGGCCCAUUUCAAAAUUUGACGGACGGAAAGUUCCGAAGAAAAAUGUUCCGAAAAGUGUUGAGUAUCGAUUUGGUCCUUCUGAAUGCUAGAAACGAAUCCCUACAGCAUAUUGAUAUUUUCUUUCAAUAAAUUAUGCAAAUUCGAAAUGAAAUAAUCGACAUUAAAAUUCUGUAUGCGGCUAUUUUUAUAGCCGCCCAUUAGUGAAAAAGCUAGAAACGAAAUCACGUAAAAAGAAAGCUCCUAACGAAAAUUGGAUCAGUUUGGAUUCUAUCGCCACUGCGAGCAGAUGUAUUUUGUGUCGUUUGCAAAGCUAGUUUCGCUUCCGACAAGAGCGAUUACGUCAUAACUGCCAGUCAUUUGCAUUGAUGAAAAAAAGGUGGAGAGCAUUACACAAAAUCAGCCGUUCUAAUGGCUCAAAAGUUUUCUAAAGAACUAUUAUGAUUUGUUGUUCGCAAAUCGAAGAUAAAUAUCCUCAGUUUAGUGCAAAUCUAGAACAGCUUGGUUAGAUUUGUGCACUUUUCGCUGUGUGAAAUUCACAGUAGACGAGAUCAAGUGAAGCCUUCUUUGUUUUUGCGAAAAAUGUUCCAGAGUUUAAUGUCGUAGAGAAUUACGCUAUACGCAAUUUGACCCUUCUGAAUGCUAGAAACGAAUCCCUAUAGCAUAUUGAUAGUUUUGUUCAAUAAAUAAGGCCUAUUGUAUCAUUGAUCAACCCAGCGAAUUAAUGGCCCUUAUUACCGGUAUCACUACACGGUGAAAACCAAGUGAAGUGAUUGUGACCCUUAUUAUUGGUAUCACUUCACGGUGAAAAUCCAUUGAAGUGAAUUUUUGUCCUUAUUACGGAAGCCGCUUCAGAGACAAAAGUAAUUACUUGGAUGAACUUGAUGUCAUUAUGAACAUCACGCCACCAACAUUUUGUCGAAAAAAUUAGUUUUUUCCACUACACUGAUCACUUCACUAUGCGUGAUACUGGUAAUAGGGAAAAUCAAGUGAGGUGACAUGUAAGUGAAGUGAAUGUGAAAGUGGAAGUGAGAACGGUAAUAAGGGCCAAUGUUUUCUUUAUUGGAAGAUUAUAAUCGGUUGUAAACGCUACACCUACACCAACCAUAUCAGUAUCGCACCCACGUACAACAGGACAGCCUGGAAUUAGAUGAUGGAAGUCAGUGGCAUCCUACGGAAUUCGAUUUCAACUCAUCACUCUUCAUCACAAACACUUUCAUAAAAUGUUCUUUUCAGAACACCAUUAUUUUAUUAUGAAGAACUAUACUGGUUAUUUCAUAAAAUUUGUGUUUCAGAAUGUUAAAUUUAACUAAUCUGUACUUUAGUUUAGGUGCAUCGUUUCAAAUUCUACAUACAAUUUCAUAAAAUUGAUCAACUAAUUGAUAUUCGGAAGUGUUAAGGAACAUGUCAGUUGUUUUCGUAUUCACGACAUCCAGUUAUGUCUCUAACAUUACCCACCCGCCUUUUCAGUGUCGGAAAAUAACCAUCGAUCUGUCAAAAAUAACCAUGCUCUCGAGCAGGGUAAUUUUUACCACCUUAAAAUAACCGCUCUAGUGUCAGAUUUAAACAAAAAUUAAAAUUAACUGCGAAACGGUUCACAGCCUAAAGCGGCCCAUACACGAGUCAUUAAAAAUGUCAUUAUUAAAAAAUAAUAUCAUUUUAAUGAACGUGUAAUGGUGCAGUAAUGACGAGAUUUCUAUCAAAUUUGAAAUACAAACGUCGAGGAUCUAGUGUAAUCUGAACUCUUUUUUUUAGGAAAAAGCGAAAAUGUCAAAGAGUUGACUUAGAAAUUUUUCGGGAUAACAGCAGAUCUCGACGUUUCAUGCAUUUCUAAGACAAAACAAGAAAAUCGCGUAACUUGGGAAAUCCGCUUAAAAAAAUCGCGUAACUUCGGAAGUCCGCUAGAAAAGAAACCACUUAAAAACGCGUAACAAAAGACCUCAGUGUAUUACUAUGGGAUUCGGAUUUUUUUUACCCUUCGACAUGCCACACAUUUCACAGUCUAGUAGUACCAUAACAGGCAAAGUAUUUUCAACCUAAAAAUAACAAACUAUAUUCCAAAGAUUAUCUUCAAAGAUAAGACUUGGGCUUGAAAAACUUUCUCGGUUCACAGUCUAAUUUAAUCAAAAGUUAAAAUUAACCACGAAAUGGUUUUCAGCCUAAGAACGUGUCGGAACGUCCCUCCCUUUGGUUGGUGGGCUUGACGGUAUUGCAAACAUCAUCACAUACAAUCAAUUAGCGUUACAACUUGAUAAAAAUAUGCGUUACAGUUUUUAGUUUCAUAAUUGAAUUAAAUGAAUAAUAUAUGGAACGACUUGAAUAAGAUGUUGAUUGCAUUACGCUCCAACAUCCGGGGUUGGAGAGGCCGGUAGGGCUUAACUGAGCUCUUUUUUAUGUUUUAUUUUCAUACUACCGGCCCUUAUUACCAGUGUGAAGUGAAAAUUAAGUAGAGUAAACGUAUCCCAAUUGGGUUUCACACGGUGACAAUAAAUGAACGGUAAAUCGAAUCCAUCUUUGACGUUUAUUGGUGGUUUGUGUACCAUGGAAUACUGUGGAAUGAAAUAGAAUAUUGUAGAAUAUAAUAAAAUAAUAAUGACCGAACCAAUGAGCAAACCACUGAUAGCUGUCAAACGAUGUUCAUCCAGUUUAUAUUGUGAGGAUGUAUCGUUUGGGACCUGAUGGGUGAGAUGAUGUGUGAGAUGAUGUGUGAAUGAAAUGUAAGAGUGAGUGCAUGCAAGAACGGUAAUAAAGGCCACCGUUUCAGCUCAGGACUAACGAUCGACCAAUAGAAGAGAUAGAAAUUGGGUAACGGUACCCCCAUUCAUCUCAAAUCCAUUAGUCAUUUCAUGUACGAAAACCAUUAGUUAGAGUGAGAUCUGUUAUCUCUGUUUGAUAGAUUAAUUUCAAGAAUAACAUGAAAUCUGGAGCAUUUUUUUUGUUCGUUAAAACAGCAGUAUUGAAUCAUUUCUGAACUACUUUUAUGUGCCAUUGCUUCUUACAGACGAGGCAAAGAUUUUGUAUUCGAUUUUAUCUCAAUAAAUUUAUUGAAAGUCGAGUAAUCGGUAAAAUAACAUGGUGACUCUACUAAUGAGAUGACUAUUGGCACACAAAUUUUAGUUAGAAUCUAUUAGAAUAGAAAUAGUAACUCAAUGUUGUGAUGCUUGCUUGUGGAAUAUAUGUAGGUAUGUAUGCAUGUGUGUAUGCGUAUGUGCCUGUGUGUAUGUAUGUGUUUUUGUGUGUACAACAUACAUUAUACCGUUCCCUCGGGUGUGUUGUAUCAAAUUGGUUGUGACACAUUUCGAUUGCGAGUCAGUGUACCAGAUGUUCAAAACUGCCUGAGCGGAUGGUAAUAUACUGUCAAGAAUCAACCGAAGAUAACGAAAUGUGAACAUGCUGUAGCAAUACUAUUAAACCCAAGUGUUAUUAUCAUUUAAAUAAAAACGCAUGUCCUCAGUUCUUAUCCGUCAAACCAUGAUGAGCUGCUUUACAAAGAUCAAUGAAACACUAAUUUUUUUUUUUUUUUUUAUUUUUUUUUUUAUUAUUUUAUUUUUUUUUUUUUUUGGAAACGGAUGACUAGAUGAGGAACAAGAAAUACGAAAAUGCGGAAAGAAUUAGAAAGGAAUAUUGGUAAGAAUAUAAACACCAUUGCAUACAACUAACUUUUACAUUUAAGGAAGCAACAUAACAUGCCAGCAAAAGUACGGAGUGAAAAAUGACAACAAAAGACACGAAUCACAGCUGAAUAGAACACUGGAAUUAAGGUAAAACAGAAUACAAACUAUGAACAAAGGUAAGAAAAUCAACAUGAAGAAAUAAUAAAAACUGCUGGGUAACAAUGUAAUUUCCUCAUAUUGAAAGAGGCGUUUAUAUGGCGCGCAUGCGCUAAUUCGGCCUGAUACAAAUUAACGGGGAGGGCAAUACAUUUUGGACAGGGCUGUAAAAAGCUGAUUGGAACCCUUUCCCCACCAAAAUGUAAUAUAAGGAAACUAUAAGGAUAAGAACGUGUCGGAACGUUCGCGGAAACUUAAGAUUUCAUUAUUGAUAAUGAACAGAAUCGAAGGUCGUUGUCAUAUCACUAUCACCUUAUUUUCGUUAAAUUUUCUAACCAUAUCAAUUCUUACUAAUGUUGAGUACACUUGGUUUUGCCAGGACUGUGAUUUUGCAAAUGUUGGAAAUGUCCAUAGCUUUAACAUAACAUAAUUUCAGCUCCCAUUUUGUUGUGCCUAAAAUAUCUGCAAAAAAACAACAAAUCACUGAAAACGAAGAAAUUGUACAUGUUGAUUCUUUUAGACCUAAAUACAAACCACAAAGUUUAUGCAACACAAAAUUAUUUUAUGCAUAGAUGUUAGGAAUUGUAGUGUCGAUACGUACACAGAAGCGAAAACAGUACAUAGUGGUUUAUAUUUUUUACAUUUUUCACCAGCUUUAAACAAUUUCACAAAGCUUUCAAGUAUCAAAAAACAAAUGGUCGCGUCGAACCUGUUCACCUAUUUAGUAACAUGUCAUUUGAACGAAUUUUGAAGACUCUCAAUUAUCGAUCACAUUUCAUAAAACAAUGACUAACAGGGUCAACGAUGAAUGGGUUCGGCAAACGAGCGGUAAUGUAUUUCAAACAAGUUUUUGUUAUUCUUGAAACUUAGAUAUAAAUCCAAUUUCCUACAUGUUAACCACUUUCAUACAUGUUGGAUAAGCAAAAAUAUAAAUAUUUCAUUGUGCCGUGUCGUGUCAGCUAAACGAAUUGAACAGAUAACACCGUUUUUAUAUCGAAUAGGCAAAACAUAAAGUUUCUGUUCUGUUUUUUUUUUGGUUAAUUCAGAUUGAGUAACAGUUAGGUCGUAUAAUUGUUGUGCUCCUAGAAAAGAGAACGUUUGUUACUCUUCGGCAUAGAUAUAGAAAACAUGUUAGAGAAUUAAAGCACCGUUUAGAUGUGUUGCAUAAAACUCACGUAUAGCCACGACGACAAAAUGACGAUAAAUCACUAACAAAAAGAAAAAGUUUAAGAAAACCAGAUGCAGAUGCCAAUACGAAUUGCAUAUGAAUACUCAGCAAAACGAAUGAUGGGCCGCCCAUGAACAAAACAAUAAUAAUAAUACAUUAGGAAGGGAAUGGAAUUUAAACAAAAAUUUAAACAUCCAACUUAAAUAUCAACUAUUCUGAAUAAUUGAAAUUAAGUAAAAAAAACAUACAGAAACAAAAUUAAAUCGUGCACCCAGAAAUGUGGUCGUCAACAAAACAAACUAUUACUAGUCAAAGCAAAACCAAACACACAAAAAUGCAAAAAAGUAGAACUAUCCAGAGUAAGUGUAGAACACAACAUUUUAAUUUUUUCAUGAGUGCAAAUCUAUCGUGUAAGUUUUGUACGCAAACUAUUAUAUUUUGAAAAUACAAAUAUCACUUGUUCGGUGUAAAAUUAUACAAACCUGUUGGAGAUAUCUUCGAAAGUCUUGAAAAAUACUAAACAUAUUUCUUUUUAAAGUUCCUCAAGCAAAGUUGGGUAGUGUUUUUCCGUAAGA